This is a messenger RNA of Melanaphis sacchari, 1486 nucleotides long. RefSeq names its product protein angel homolog 2 (gene angel). Lineage: Eukaryota; Metazoa; Arthropoda; Insecta; Hemiptera; Aphididae. Bases 167 to 1471 code for a protein of 434 amino acids. The transcript has 9 exons. The record is from RefSeq and is a predicted model, not a curated record. Gene Ontology annotation, molecular function: 3'-5'-RNA exonuclease activity.
UUUACAUUAGUUAAUUAUUUAUAAGCUCUAUGUUCAUUAAAUUAAUUUAUAACAGUUAUAGUCUGUAGUUAUUAACUAUCAUCAUAAAAUUUUAUUGAAGUAUCCAUGACAAAUUUGAUCAUUCAAGUAUUUUUAUUAUAGUAUUUAUGUUAUUCUUGUUACUUUUAUGUAUAUCACCAACAAAUUUAAUAAAAUAUGUCUGUUGUGUCGUUUAUAUCCAGUUACUAAUUUUGCCUGCCGUAUUUCCACAACAAUCAUGCAAAAUAAAAAUUUUUCAGACUUUAACAUGAAGGACUACAUGAAUUACAUUAGACCUUUGGUGCAUCACCAAAAUUAUAACAGGUACAAGACUUUUAAUUUUAGUUUGUUAUCAUAUAAUGUACUAGCUCAAGAUUUAAUAGAAAAAAAUGCAUUUCUAUAUGAUUGGUCAGAUAGGAAAGUGUUGGAAUGGAACUAUCGAAGACACCUUUUGUUAAACGAAAUUAAACAAUUUAAUGCAGAUAUCAUUUGCUUUCAAGAAGUUCAAGAAUCUCAUCUAAAUUGGUUUUUUGAUCAAUUAUCAAAUUUAGGAUAUAAUGGUGUUUAUAAAAAACGUACUCGUAUUCAUUCUGAUGGAUGUGCAAUUUAUUACAAAAAUAACAAGUUUACAUUAAAAGAAAAGGUUACUGUUGAAUACAACCAACCAGGAGUAAAUAUAUUAGAUAGAGACAAUGUUGGUAUUGUGUUGAGAUUGUCACCCCGAAAAUAUGAUGAAGAAAAUAUAAUUAUUUCAACUACACAUAUUUUGUACAACAAAAAAAGACAUGAUAUUAAAUUGGCACAAGUUCAUUUAUUACUAGCUGAAAUUGAACGUGUUUCUUUUAAAGGAGUUGGUGAUUAUAAUAUUCCUGAAUACCAUCCAAUAAUAUUGACUGGAGAUUUUAACUUGGAACCUAAUACUGCUGUGUAUAAAUUUUUAAUUAAUGGUGCUCUAUAUUAUAGUAAGUUACAUAAACCCACACUUGGAUCUCAAAAUAAUCAAAGUGGAAGAUGUGACAUGGGUAAUGAACUUAUUCCAAAAAGUUUGGGAAUCAAUGAAUAUAGUCAACAUUCAGAUGUUUUAGAAUUAAGAAAAAAAAAUAAUCAUAAACGACAAAUUAAUGACGGUCUUUAUUCAAAGUUACAUCAUAGUGAAAAAAAAAAUGAUCAACUUUUAUCAUCAUCUUCGUCAGAAUUCAAAUCAGGGACUGGAAAUCUGUAUCAUAAUCUUAAGUUUUCUUCUGUGUACAAUAACAAUGAUAGCUGUUCCACUUAUCAUGACCGAUGGACUAUUGUAGAUUACAUAUUUUACACCAAUAACAAUUUAAAACUGAAAACAAUUAUGAAGCUUCCAAAUGUUGUCGAAUGCCAGCCAAUAUUGACCAUGCCAAACAGAGUAUCUCCAUCUGAUCAUCUACCACUGUUUGCUAAAUUUAGCUAUCAAAUAAAAUGAUUUUUUAUAACUGGA